GCUAGAAAAAAAAAUAUAUAUAUUUUUCUCAUGUCUUCUGGGUCGUCUUCGUCUCCUGGUCUCCAUUAAUGCAGAUGUCUUCCUGAGUCGUAGGCAAAUUCUCUACCUCGACUCAGUUCCGUGACGUCCCACCCGAGUCAUGAACAGGCCGAGCUCUCGCGUUGAUUCUUUCGUGCAGACGGAGAUUAACUGGGACAAGCUUGACAAAACGAAAUUUUAUGUCGUUGGAGCUGGACUCUUUACGGGUCUCACAGUAGCUCUGUACCCUGUUUCAGUUGUGAAGACCAGGCUUCAGGUUGCCUCUAAAGAUGUCGCUGAAAGAAAUGCAUUUUCUGUCGUCAAAGGCUUACUGAAGAAUGAUGGUAUUCCUGGUCUAUACCGAGGCUUUGGUACUGUCAUUACCGGUGCAAUACCUGCAAGGAUCAUUUUUAUGACUGCUUUAGAGACCACAAAAAUAGCUGCUUUUAAGUUGGUUGAACCAUUCAAGUUCAAUGAACCAACACAGGCAGCAAUUGCAAAUGGCAUUGGUGGCAUGACAGCUUCUCUGUUCUCACAGGCCGUGUUUGUCCCAAUAGAUGUGGUUAGCCAAAAGUUGAUGGUGCAAGGAUACUCAGGUCACGCAACAUACAAUGGUGGUCUUGAUGUUGUUCGAAAAGUUAUAAAAGCAGAUGGUGUAAGGGGCUUAUACAGGGGUUUUGGUCUGUCCGUCAUGACCUAUUCCCCAUCAAGUGCUGCAUGGUGGGCCAGCUAUGGGUCGAGCCAACGUGUCAUCUGGAGAUCCUUAGGCUAUGAUGGUGAUUCGGAGGUUGCUGCUCCUAGUCAGCCAAAAAUCAUGCUUGUCCAGGCUUGCGGGGGAAUCAUUGCUGGUGCUACAGCAUCCUUAAUUACAACACCACUGGACACUAUCAAGACGCGGUUACAGGUAAUGGGAAAUCAGGAGAAGGAGAAAAGACCUUCAGCGAGACAAGUGGUGAAGAAUCUGAUGGGGGAGUAUGGGUGGAAAGGGUUCUACAGGGGGUUGGGUCCGAGAUUUUUCAGCAUGUCCGCUUGGGGCACCUCAAUGAUUCUCACCUACGAAUACCUGAAGCGUCUGUGUGCGACAGAUGCAGAGUAACGACAGAGGCUACAAAUAUAGAGAACCCAUCUGACUGAUGAUAGGUUAAAUGAUUCUUUCAGAAUUUCAGGUUAUAAUACUGAGCCAUCAUUCUUUGAAAAAAAAAUCUGGAUUCCGUUGCGUUAGUAUGCUCUCAAGCUUCGAGGAAUGAAGUGGAGCAGCAGCAAACUAUAAAUAAUAAACCCAUUGUUCAGUUUUGCAGCACUUGGGAAAAAGAAAAAAAAAAUAGGAUGGAUGUGGUUAGGCCA
This is a messenger RNA of Tarenaya hassleriana, 1362 nucleotides long. Its product is annotated as solute carrier family 25 member 44-like. The record is from RefSeq and is a predicted model, not a curated record. Bases 140 to 1114 code for a protein of 324 amino acids. Lineage: Eukaryota; Viridiplantae; Streptophyta; Magnoliopsida; Brassicales; Cleomaceae. The transcript has 6 exons. Gene Ontology annotation, biological process: transmembrane transport.